GUUUUACAGUUUACCCCUGAGAUUUCAAUAUUUACAGAUUAGACCUUCAUAUCCAACAUGUAAAAAUGGUUAAAAUGCAAAAAUUAUUUUUUUACAUGUUAGUUGUAACAUAUUGCUGGUUUUAUCAAAAAAAAAAGUAUGGUUUUAAAAAUUUGAAAUUGGUAUUAAAAUCCAGCUAUCAAUCAAUCAUAAUUAAACAAUCAUCCCCGUACAAAAUAAUCAAAAGAUAUAGAAGGUUUGGACCAUGGAGACAGAGUAUCAGAAUGAGGAUCCUUCCACCCCUCCUCCUUGUAAAAGGAAAGAGUCCAAUUGUGUUAGGAGUCCCCCAAGACGUUUCUCCUUGGAUGCGUUAAAUACACCAAUUAGUAUUACCAAGAACACCACCCAUCAUCAUCACAAUCAUCAACAUCAUCAUCACCAGCCAUCAUCUCAAAUACAUAAGAGACAUGGUACUAGGAACUCGAUGUCGAGUACCAAUUCAAGUUCAAGUCUAUCGAUUUAUUUAUUAAGUCCUGGAUUCACACCACAUAAAACUAUCAAAUCUCCUAAAUGGAAGAGGAAUUCCCAAGAUAUGAAAGUAGGUUCAUUAUUAUCAUCUACCAACAUAACUACGCCAAGUACGAUGGCAUCAACUUCAUCUCCUACCCAUUCUUUGAUUACAAAAUCCCCAAUACAAGGCUCGAUUCGUAAACUGACGAUUGGAAGUGGGAGAUCUUCUAGCAUACCAAUUUUUCCAAGUUUUGAGUUCAUUGAACCAGAAGAUAAUAUCAAUAUACCCGGUGAAAUAGAUAUUUCUGAAACUCCACAAACACCGAUAAGGAAUAUUAAGACUAAUCGGGAAGUGAAUCAAUGGCUUGAGAAUGCCAAAGGGGUUGAAGCGGGGAGAAUGUUUGCUCAUCAGUAUGAACAAGAGCCAGAAGAGGAAGAUGAAGAUCAAGAUGAUUCAGAAGAGGAAGAAAAAGACGCGAUACGACAAUACCUUGGACUUACUAAGAGACGUGAUUUAGAGAACCCAUUUAUAGAAUCUAUUUCUUCAUCAUCUCCUAUACGAAAAUUAUCCACACCACCAUCAUCAUCAUCACAAAUAUCGAAUCCAUUUAUUCAUGAUCCCAUCGAUUAUUCAACUCAUAUAGAACUCAUUAAAUCAAAUGGUCAAAAGGUGGUUAAAGAAUUACCUACUAGUUUAAAAUCCAUCAAACCUAAACGAUUGAAUUUUAGUAGUUUCAAUACCCUCUCACCACCACCUUCAUCAAUUUCAUCAUCAUCAUUAUUUACAUCUCCAUUUAACACAAUCAAGAGAAAUCAAAUUAGUCAAGAUAUAAGUUCGAAAUAUAUUAAUAAGAAUCUUAAUGGUUUAUUCAUUAAACCUAAGAAUAUCCCUGAUUUUGAAAUAUUUAAUGAUGAUAAUAAUAAUUUUAAUGACAAUGACAAUGAUAACCACCAUGAUAAUGAAUAAUCUGAGCUACAACUAGUUUAAAUUUAUAU
This is a messenger RNA of Scheffersomyces coipomensis, 1485 nucleotides long. RefSeq lists its product as uncharacterized. The transcript has a single exon. The record is from RefSeq and is a predicted model, not a curated record. Bases 245 to 1456 code for a protein of 403 amino acids. Lineage: Eukaryota; Fungi; Ascomycota; Pichiomycetes; Serinales; Debaryomycetaceae.